GAUCUCUACCAUUCUAGGUUUCCUUAUAUAAAACUUAUAAUUUAUAGCUUGAACAUUUAAGGUUAGCUUUAGUUCACUAUGUGGUGAUAUAUGGAGAAGGAGGCUUUCUCGGAUUUUCCUCUUUUAAGCUGACUUAAUCUCUUUUUGUCUCGCUUUAUGUAAAGUUUCUAUCCUUCCCACAUUCAGUAUCUUGAAUCAUCUCAUUGCGUGGUGGCUAUCAAAGACGCAAAACAAUAUCCUUCAGCUCUGUUGUAUAAUGUAUACUUCACCACUACGGUAGGUCUGCUUGGUUGUUAAGCAACCACAGGUUUGAAAGUAGGUGUAGGCAUGUAGAAAGGAUGAGAAUGCUAAGGGGGGGGGGUUGUGAAAUCAAGAAAGAAGACCAGUAUUGAUGAUAUUUGAAUCAGAGAUAUGAGCUGAUUGCAUUAAGGUUAGAUGAUGGAUGGUUAUUGAAGAUAAUUUGUGGAGUGAGGGAAGCUAAUGCUCUAUUGUGUCAUUUGGUGUUAUUAUAUGUCCUAUGUGCACACCCGUCACGUACUUUUUGUGGCGAUUUGAUGGAAGAGAUUAAGGCUUUGGUCCAUCGUCACCCAGAUAAACUCACUAUGGAGACGCAUAAAGCUAGAAAUAAGGGCUAUAGUGCUGAGGUCACGGUUGUUACUUAUUGCAAAGGCAAGAGAGAGAAUCAUGAGCGGUCUAAAUUUAGGAUCCUUAUGAGUUUUGGGCAGCAUGGAAGGGAGCUGAUUACUUCAGAACUUGCUCUAAGGAUUUUGUCAAUUCUUAGUGAAGAACGAUUUCUACCCAGCAUGGAUCAAGCUUCCUUGAAUAGUACACUUGACAAGCUUGUAAUAAAGGUGAUUCCAAUGGAAAACUUGAAUGGCCGCAAACUUGUUGAAUCAGGAGAUCUCUGUGAGAGAAGAAAUGGCAGAGGAGUUGAUCUCAACCGAAAUUGGAGUGUAGAUUGGGGCAAAAAAGAGAAGGAUUAUGAUCCAUAUGAGGAGAAUCCUGGAGCUUCUCCUUUUAGCGAGCCUGAAACUCAAAUUGUUCGGAAGCUUGCCAUAUCAUUUGAUCCACACAUAUGGAUUAAUGUGCACUCUGGAAUGGAGGCUCUUUUUAUGCCAUACGAUCAUAAAAAUACAACCCCUAAUGGAUUGCUGUCACAACGGAUGAAGUUAUUGCUUGAAGAAGUAAACCAUCUUCAUUGCCAAAAUCGUUGCAUGAUUGGGUCCGGUGGUGGUUCUGUUGGGUAUUUGGCUCAUGGGACAGCGACAGAUUUUAUGCAUGACAUUGUGAGGGUCCCCAUGGCUUUUACAUUUGAGAUAUAUGGAGACGGAACAGCCUCAUCAAAAGACUGUUUUAGAAUGUUUAAUCCCACUGACGGCUUUAGCUACAGCAGAGUCCUCAAUGAUUGGUCAGCGGCAUUCUUUACGAUUUUCAAAUUGGGGCCUUUCCGGCUCAGUGAAAUCCAUUCAAAUGCAUCCAUAUCCAAGUUGGAUAAGUGGGUAUCAAUAGAUGAAUAUUUAGAUGGGUAUUUGGUGGAGAGGAGAAAUAGAUAUGACAAGAAAAUGGAGGUGAUUGAACUUGGAAUGCAAGAGAUAAGAACAUAUUUUAGGCUCUUCUUGUUAUCUUCAGUUUUGCUAAUGUUCAUGUUCUGUUCCAGAAUUUCAAAAAGCAAGUACAGUAGACCAAUUGUUUCAGCUGCGCCCCUCUAAAUUUAUCAUUUGUAUGUAGGGCGCAGCUUGAACUGUAUAUCCAAUUUUGAAAAACAAUCGUCUGUAUUACUAAGAAACAUUUCAUAAUUUGAUUCUUUAUUGUCUCCAA
Molecule: messenger RNA, 1818 nt
Organism: Prosopis cineraria
Lineage: Eukaryota; Viridiplantae; Streptophyta; Magnoliopsida; Fabales; Fabaceae
Exons: 12
Coding region: 555-1709 (384 amino acids)
Biological process (GO): proteolysis
Molecular function (GO): metallocarboxypeptidase activity; zinc ion binding
Source: RefSeq, a predicted model, not a curated record